GUUUUCGAGUAAUGCCUAGACCAUUGCAGAGUUGCUUUAUUGUAAGUAGCUGAUGAAAACAAAGAGUAUAUUCUGACUCUCCAAAACCCACCAACUAGGUUUUAUCAAGAUCAUCUAAUAAUACACAGAAUUAUACAGAGUGUAAUUUUUGGUAACUUAACGAACAUUAAACAAAUUGAGAAUGAACUGAGAAAUGUAUGAAGAGUUAAUUAAUGGAAAAUUAAUAAUGGUGUUACCUCUGACAUAUUGUGAUUUAACAAUCAUCACUGACAUUGAAUAUGGGCUGAUAAACACCGUAAAUAUCAUAUUUCCAGACAGUAAGCACCAGGAGUGUUAUUUUCAUUUUUGUCAGGCUGUCAUUGGGUUUACAAGAAAUAAAAGAACUAUUUUGUUUAAUUUGAUAAAAACAAAUGCAAAUGCUGCACGUGUACUCAGAAUGAUUUUAGCUCUACCAUAUUUACCAGCUGCUGCAAUCAAUGUUAUACCAUCAAUGGAAGAUGGCUUCCAAUCAAUUGUUGCAUAUAUCAAUCAAUUUCCUGAGUUGGCUAAUAUGAAACCAUUUUUAAAUAAUUAUAUUUGGGGAUAUUGGUUUAUAACUAUAGGACCAGCGGCCAUGACAUGUUACAACCAAGUUAUACAAACCAACAAUUAUUGUGAGAGCUACCACGCUUCAUUGUUGAAGCUAAUAAAGUCUCAAGUUAGGGAAUUUCUAUGUAUGAUUUUAAUAAAAUAAUUUUUUUUCCUUCAGUUUGCCCUUU
This is a messenger RNA of Acyrthosiphon pisum (pea aphid), 758 nucleotides long. RefSeq lists its product as uncharacterized. The record is from RefSeq and is a predicted model, not a curated record. Bases 194 to 733 code for a protein of 179 amino acids. The transcript has 5 exons. NCBI's taxonomy places the organism in Eukaryota, Metazoa, Arthropoda, Insecta, Hemiptera, Aphididae.